Messenger RNA from Planococcus citri (citrus mealybug), 1376 nucleotides. Its product is annotated as E3 ubiquitin-protein ligase MARCHF3-like. The record is from RefSeq and is a predicted model, not a curated record. Gene Ontology annotation, biological process: protein ubiquitination. Bases 306 to 1061 code for a protein of 251 amino acids. The transcript has 5 exons. Gene Ontology annotation, molecular function: zinc ion binding; ubiquitin-protein transferase activity. Lineage: Eukaryota; Metazoa; Arthropoda; Insecta; Hemiptera; Pseudococcidae.
UGAAUAACAAACAAGUGCCUUGAAAUGAGCUCAAAAUGAAACAAAAUGGGAUACACCUACUUCAUUCUAUCACUCAUCAUGACGUCAUAAGCUGGAAUUGAUUCAAAUUGAAAUAUUUGGUUGCAUCUAAUUUUACUUCAAGAAUUGACCAAUUUGUUGCUGAUAAUUUUGAAAAAUUUCCACUAAUGUGAGAAAUUUAGAGAAAAUUUUUGAUAAAAAUAAGUCAUUUUAAUUUACAUAUAUUUCGAAUUCAAUGAAGUAGGAAAUUUCUACGAUCAAAUGAAAUAAAUUUUUGGUUGAACAAAAUGCUAACGGGUGUCAUAAGAAAAAUUAACAACGGUGUUGUCGGUAGAGGAAGUACCACUCACGAUGGGGAACGAAAUUUAUUAAAAUUCAGAUGCCAAAAUCGAUCACAACAGAAAGUGGUAACCUCGAAAAAGAAUAAUCCUCAUAGUAGAAAUUCUUCUAAAGGACCUUCCGUAACCGAUUUAAAAUUAGAAGAAGAAAAAAUAUGUCGAAUAUGUCGUUUAAAUGAGAUAAAAACCAAAGAAAAUUUGAUAUCUCCGUGUGCGUGUAAGGGUACUUUGGCACACAUACAUCGAUCAUGUCUAGAAAAAUGGCUGAAACGAUCAGGAACCACGUAUUGUGAAUUGUGCCGUUUCAAUUAUACUGUCAAAGUCAUAGAAAGGUACUCCAAAGUUGAUUCAAUUCGUAGAUGGCUCACUGACGAUGAUAAUUUCGACGAUGCGCAAGAUCUAGUAGUAGAUAUGGUCCUGGCAGUCACUUUCCUACCGAUCGUGUUCAUUUGUGGUUAUGGUUUUCUGGCGGUUUGUUCAGAAACACCUCGUAUUACCUCGUACAGUCUAUCGAAGAAUACCUUUGAAAUAAAGCAAAAAUUAUGGGUAGUUUUCAUGCUCGGUUGCGCUACUGUAUCGAUUUUGGCCAGUUACACGUGCUGGAUUGCUUUGCGAUCGGCUCAUUAUCACAGAAAAUGGAGUAGCUGGGUUCGAAGACAUGGAAAACUGAUUUUAAUUCUCGAUAAAAACGAAACCGCUUUGUAGCUCGAUUUUACCACAGACUGUUUUUUUUUCUCAAGCUUUUUAAUUCCAACACCAUUUUAAUUAUUUUAUUUCGACUCUUUAUCGGGAAAAUCGUAGAUGAAAUUCAUUUUGUUGUUUAGUAGAUUAUUAACAAUUUGAAAACCAUUUUAAAGCAUUACAAGAUCAACGUAAAAUUCAUUUUAUAGUAGUUCUAUCGAAAAACAUAAAACUUGCAUACGUACUGCAAACAAGUACCUAUGUCAAUUCAAUUCCUAUACAUUUGCAUACCACGAUGUUAUGAUCUUGAAUUACCUAAUAAAAAGUUAUCAGUAAUUA